AUGUCUUUCUCGCAAUUUGGAUACCCCUACAAUGCAACUUCACAGUUUUUCGUGUCGGCAAACCCCAGUACGACUUGCUGCGAUUCGAUUUCCAGGUCGGUCUCUGACGGGACAGGCGGCACCCAGACCGCCGCUGCCGCCGCCGCCGCCGCCGCCUCCUUCUGCUGCCCGUCCUAUGAGAACCGGCUCCUGGCGAGCAGCCGGACGGAGCUGAACGCAGCACUGGGGAUGUACAGCUCUCCAUACGCCGCAGCGGCUGCCGCCAGCCAGAACUACGCCAACUACUUCCCCUACAGCACCGACCCAUCCGCUAUCUACUCCACUCUGAAUCCACAGUAUGACAUUAAGGACAGCACAGGCACUUUACACUCUGGCAUCACUCAAACCGCUGCAUACUAUCCUUAUGACCAUUCACUUGGACAGUAUCAAUAUGACAGAUACGGGACAGUGGACUUUAAUGGCACAGCCAGAAGAAAGAACGCGACUCGUGAAACCACCAGCACUCUGAAAACAUGGUUGUAUGAGCAUCGCAAGAACCCCUACCCCACCAAGGGAGAGAAGAUCAUGCUGGCCAUCAUCACCAAAAUGACCCUCACCCAGGUGUCCACCUGGUUCGCCAACGCCAGGAGGAGGCUAAAGAAGGAGAACAAGAUGACCUGGUCACCAAAGAAUAAGGCCACCGAUGACAGGAAGGAUGACUUAGAUUCUAGUGAUUGCAAGGAGGAGAAGGAUCUGCAUCUGAGUGAUCUGGAUGACAUGGACGACGACGACUGUGACAAGCUGGACAGUGACUGUGAAAAGGUGGCUGCCGAUGAGCACGACCUCCAGAGGGUCAUGGCAGUAUCUGGAGCCCCUCAAAAGAGAGACUGCAGCUCCGAGCUGCACCUGAGUUUAACUAACAGCUUCCACGCGUUCCCCUGCGCCAUCAAAAGUGUCACCACCAUCCCUCCUCUCCCGUCUGACUUCCUGGACCCUGUGUUGUCCAAGGCACCCUCCUCGACCGGCCCCGCGGGAACAGUGUCCCUGUCUCACUUUGAAGCAUCAGAUAAGCCUCGGAUUUGGUCUCUGGCACGUACGGCGGCUUCGGGGGUCAUACUGAGCCCUCAGCAGCAUGGCUCGGAGCUCAGGACAGGCAACACAACCGGGGACUGCCAGCUCCAGAGCGCCAGGCUUACCGGGGCUCUUACUGGACAGUGCGGGGCCAUGAGAGGCCUCCAUGAAUCUAGCAGUGCCACCAAUACUGAGAGCCCCUUCUCUGAGGGCUCAUCCUUGCACUCAAAAGUCUAUGGCACUGGCAGCUACAGUCACAAGGACAUCCAACUGCACUGUUCAUCCUAUGCUGCACUCCCAGACACAUGUCAGUACUCCACUAUUGAAGGAUUCUCUGGUGGCAAAGCAGAGACACAGUCAUCUGACCUGAGUGAAGCCUGCGGGACCGUGCCGGAUGACAAGGUCACUGCGUUCAGACCGGUGAUGAAGAGGUGAAGCAGAUUGCUGUAACCUGUACCACAAUAAAUAAUGGGACAUUUCUUAUGCACUAAAGGACACACUGGCCGAGUAUCGUCCUCAAUAUGACACUUGGGAGCUACCUGGCGCUGCUGCAGUGAGAAGCUGUCAA
Messenger RNA from Perca flavescens (yellow perch), 1618 nucleotides. It is a transcript of the gene irx6a, whose product is annotated as iroquois homeobox 6a. Gene Ontology annotation, cellular component: nucleus. Bases 1 to 1485 code for a protein of 494 amino acids. Gene Ontology annotation, molecular function: DNA-binding transcription factor activity, RNA polymerase II-specific; RNA polymerase II cis-regulatory region sequence-specific DNA binding. Gene Ontology annotation, biological process: regulation of transcription by RNA polymerase II; neuron differentiation; cell development. NCBI's taxonomy places the organism in Eukaryota, Metazoa, Chordata, Actinopteri, Perciformes, Percidae. The record is from RefSeq and is a predicted model, not a curated record. The transcript has 7 exons.